This is a messenger RNA of Raphanus sativus (radish), 3672 nucleotides long. RefSeq names its product kinesin-like protein KIN-5D. NCBI's taxonomy places the organism in Eukaryota, Viridiplantae, Streptophyta, Magnoliopsida, Brassicales, Brassicaceae. The coding region runs from base 181 to 3375 and encodes 1064 amino acids. The record is from RefSeq and is a predicted model, not a curated record. Gene Ontology annotation, biological process: microtubule-based movement. The transcript has 23 exons. Gene Ontology annotation, molecular function: microtubule binding; ATP binding; plus-end-directed microtubule motor activity.
ACAAUAAAUGCACUUGAACACACACACUCUCUCUCUCCAAGUCCCUUCCCUACACACUCUCUCUCUCUCUCUCUCUUCAAUUUCGCCAUUGUUGAACCUUUUCCUUUCUCUGCAAGUCGUCAAAUCUGACUGCCUAGCGCGUUUUUGCUUCCCGGAAUAAGGAGGGAAGUGUAUACCUAAAUGGUAGACAAUUUUAACAGAACGGAUUCAAUGCAGCAAAGAAGAAGUGGUGUUGCAUCUCUCUCUCCGGCUCAGACACCACGAUCAAGUGAUAAAUUGGCCAGAGAAUCGAGAUCUUCUGACUCAAAUUCAACGAAUAGAAAUGAUAAAGAAAAGGGUGUGAAUGUGCAGGUCAUCUUGCGUUGCAGGCCAUUGAGCGAGGACGAGGCCAGACUUCAUACACCGGUGGUGAUUUCAUGUAACGAGCACCGUAGAGAAGUUGCUGCUACUCAGAGUAUUGCUGGGAAGCACAUUGAUAGACAUUUUGCUUUCGACAAGGUCUUUGGUCCAGCGUCUCAACAGAAGGACUUAUAUGACCAAGCCAUUUGUCCAAUUGUGUUUGAAGUACUCGAAGGUUACAACUGUACCAUCUUUGCAUAUGGUCAGACCGGUACUGGAAAGACGUAUACCAUGGAAGGAGGUGCAAGGAAAAAGAACGGUGAGUUCCCGAGUGACGCGGGUGUUAUUCCGAGAGCUGUUAAGCAGAUUUUCGACAUAUUAGAAGCGCAGGGUGCUGAGUAUAGCAUGAAGGUCACCUUCCUAGAAUUAUAUAACGAGGAAAUUUCAGAUCUUUUAGCACCAGAGGAGACGACUACUAAGUUUGUUGAUGACAAGUCCAAGAAAUCGAUUGCUCUUAUGGAAGAUGGGAAAGGGAGUGUCUUUGUUCGUGGCUUGGAAGAAGAGAUAGUGAGCACAGCGAAUGAGAUAUACAAGAUACUGGAGAAAGGUUCCGCUAAAAGGCGUACAGCUGAAACUCUUUUGAACAAGCAAAGUAGUCGCUCUCAUUCCAUAUUUUCUAUCACCAUUCACAUCAAGGAAAAUACUCCCGAGGGAGAAGAGAUGAUCAAAUGUGGGAAACUAAAUCUUGUUGACCUUGCUGGUUCCGAGAACAUCUCACGUUCUGGUGCACGAGAGGGACGAGCCAGGGAAGCUGGAGAGAUCAACAAGAGUUUGCUUACUCUUGGCCGUGUCAUUAACGCGCUUGUUGAGCACUCUGGCCAUAUUCCUUACAGAGAUAGCAAACUGACAAGGCUCUUGAGGGAUUCAUUGGGAGGAAAGACUAAAACAUGUGUAAUCGCCACGAUAUCACCUUCCAUUCACUGUUUAGAAGAGACUCUAAGCACUUUGGAUUAUGCACAUCGCGCCAAGAAUAUCAAGAACAAACCAGAGAUCAAUCAAAAGAUGAUGAAAUCUGCGGUCAUGAAAGAUCUGUACUCUGAGAUUGACAGACUGAAGCAAGAGGUAUAUGCUGCUAGGGAGAAAAACGGGAUUUAUAUUCCAAAAGACCGUUAUCUUCAAGAAGAGGCUGAGAAAAAGGCAAUGGCUGAAAAGAUAGAAAGAUUAGAACUACAAUCAGAAUCAAAGGACAAGCAAGUUAUUGAUCUUCAAGAGCUAUACAAUGCUCAGAAGCUUUUAACUGCAGAGUUGAGUGAGAAACUUGACAAAACUGAGAAAAAGCUCGAGGAAACUGAGCACUCAUUGUUUGAUCUUGAAGAAAAAUACAGACAGGCAAAUGCAACCAUUAAAGAGAAGGAAUUUGUGAUAUCAAAUCUCCUGAAGUCAGAAAAAUCACUUGUGGAGCGAGCCUUUCAGCUGCGGACGGAACUAGAAAGCGCAGCAUCAGAUGUUUCCAACUUGUUUUCCAAAAUAGAAAGAAAGGACAAAAUCGAGGACGGAAACAGAUGUCUCAUCCAAAAGUUUCAGUCACAACUCACACAACAGCUUGAGCUAUUGCAUAAGACUGUGGCUUCUUCUGUGACUCAACAAGAGGUUCAACUAAAACACAUGGAGGAAGACAUGGAGUCCUUUGUAUCGACAAAAUCUGAGGCUACUGAAGAACUCCGUGAGAGACUUUCAAAACUGAAGGCAGUGUAUGGUUCUGGCAUCGAAUCUCUUGAUAACAUAGCCGUGAAGCUAGAUGAAAACUCUCAGUCAACCUUUGGUGGCCUGAACUCGGAAGUUUCCAAACAUUCACAUGAACUUGAGAACGUUUUCAAGGGUUUUGCUUCUGAGGCUGACAUCUUAUUACAAGAUCUCCAAAGUAGCCUUAACAAACAGGAAGAGAAGCUUAUCGCAUUUGCUCAGCAACAGCGGAAGGCACAUUCACAAGCCGUGGAUUCAGCAAGGUCAGUUUCGAAAGUAACAGUGGAGUUCUUCAAGACGCUAGACACGCAUGCUACCAAACUAACUGGGAUAGUGGAAGAGGCACAGACAGUUAACCACAGGAAAUUGAGUGAAUUUGAAAACAAGUUUGAGGAAUGUGCUAAGAAUGAAGAGAGGCAAUUGCUAGAGAAAGUAGCAGAACUUCUGGCGAAUUCUAAUUCUAGGAAGAAAAACCUUGUCCAAAUGGCUGUACAAGAUCUACGUGAGAGCGCAUCCACCAGAACAACCACCCUACAGCAUGAGAUGUCGACGAUGCAAGAUUCAACUUCUUCCAUUAAAGCUGAGUGGAAACUUCACAUGGUGAAAACAGAAUCGAACUAUCACCAGGACACUUCAGCGGUUGAGAGCGGAAAGAAGGCGAUGCAAGAAGUUCUCUUGAACUGCUUGAAGAAGGCAGAGAUGAGUGCACAUCAAUGGAGGAAAGCUCAAGAAUCACUGGUCAGUCUAGAACGGAACAAUGUGGCUUCUGUUGACUCAAUCGUUAGAGGAGGCAUGAAUGCCAAUGAGAAGCUACGCUCUCAGUUCUCGUCCGCUGUUUCAUCCUCUCUUGAUGUUUUUGAUGCUGCUAACGCCAGCCUUCUUACUUCCAUUGAUCAUUCGUUGAAACUCGAUAAUGAUGCAUGUGCUAAGAUCAACUCCAUGAUCAUCCCAUGCUGUGAAGACUUGAUUGAGCUCAAGAGUGAUCACAAUCACAAGAUCGCAGAGAUCACAGACAAUGCAGGGAAAUGUCUUCUUGAUGAAUACAUAGUAGAUGAGCCUUCGUGUUCAACGCCGAGGAAAAGACAAAUUGACAUACCGAGCAUUGAGUCCAUCGAGGAACUUAGAACUCCAGCAUCUGAGCAGUUACUGAGAGCGUUUCAAGAUGGGAAAUUGUUGAGGCAGGCCAAUGGUGAUGCAAAGCAGCAGCAACAACAACACCUUGUUCGUGCUUCCUCUCUUUACGAAGCAGCUGUUGUGUCGGACUCAAGAUCUCCCCUCUCUGCUGUAAACUGAGACGCCAAGAGGAUUGAUUUUACAGAAGCCAAGAGAAGAAGGUUAUUAUUGUGUCAUACUGUACAGAGAGUAUUGUUGCAUUACAGGUUGAAAAAAAAAAUCGUCAUGGACGUUUGGUUUGAGGAAUUUAAGAAAACUUACAUUGUUCUUUAUAUUUCUUUAUUUGUUUAUUUAUUUUUAUUGUUUAUUAGUGGUACUGAGGGGAACUAAAGAAAAAUAAUUUUCUGAAUCAGUAGAUUAUGAGUCGUGUAUGGAUUCUUAGACCGCAAUCUUAAUUUAAUUUCUUAUGUUGUUUGA